This is a messenger RNA of Brassica napus (rape), 3617 nucleotides long. Its product is annotated as WAT1-related protein At4g01450-like. The record is from RefSeq and is a predicted model, not a curated record. Gene Ontology annotation, molecular function: transmembrane transporter activity. Gene Ontology annotation, cellular component: plasma membrane. Lineage: Eukaryota; Viridiplantae; Streptophyta; Magnoliopsida; Brassicales; Brassicaceae. The transcript has 5 exons. Bases 133 to 963 code for a protein of 276 amino acids.
UCAUCUAACUGGUCUCUACUACUCCAUCAGUUUAUUAAAGAAGAGAUAGAUAAGAGCAGCACGUUAGCGAGUUAGGGAGAGAAUAGAGACUAAGAGUGGGAGACUAGGAUAAGACACGUUUGAUUACUAAUCAUGGGUUUUAUCGAUGGAAAAUCGGCACCGGUGAUAAUAAUGAUUAUCGUGAUUAACAUGAUUAACGGGUUGGUUAACGCUUUGACUAAGAAAGUUCUUGAUGGAGGCAUUAAUCAUAUGAUUAUUGCUACCUAUCGUUUGGGUAUUUCUACAUUUUUUCUUCUUCCGAUCGCUUAUUUUUGGGAACGGAAUACAAGGCCGAAGCUAACAACAAGCAUCUCGUUUCAGCUUUUCGUCAGUGGCCUUUUUGGGGCGAGUUUGAUGCAAUAUUUCUACUUGCUUGGCCUCAGCUACACUUCUGCCACCUUGGGAUCUGCUUUCUGGGGCACAUUGCCUGCUAUAACUUUCAUUCUGGCAUUAAUAUUUAGAUUCGAAAAGCUAAGUGUGAAAACAAAGGCAGGGUACGGCGUCGUACUUGGAGCUAUGAUAAGCUUAGCUGGAGCUUUAAUUCUUACGUUGUACCAAGGCAUUCCAUUAUCGAACCCUCACGAACACGCAACGAUUUCACACAUCCAAAAAGGACAUGAGAACUGGAUCAAAGGCUGUUUUCUUUUAUCCUUAGGAGUUAUAUUUUUCAGUUCAUGGAUGCUUAUACAAGCCAAGGUCAACGUGAGCUACCCGUGUCCAUACUCAGGUACGGUCAUUUUAUCGGUCUUUGGGACGCUUCAGUGGUGUGGGUGCACAAGGAAUGUGUACGGUGGGAAUAUCAUGGUGCAUCAAACAACGUGGACCUGUCUUUACAUCAGCAUUCAGUCCUGUCACACUUAUGUUCGCAACCGUUUUCGAUUUCUUGAUACUUCAUCGUAUUAUUUAUUUGGGAAGGUAAAAUAAAACUGUGUUUUUAGUACAAAAAAAAAUUGUGCAAAUCCCCUGAACAUUAUUUCUAAAGUGCUUAAAAAAAAUUACUUAUGUGUUAUCAUUACCAUCGUCUUAAAGAGAGAUGAGAUAACCUAGUGAAAACUAUAACAUGGUUUCAAUCAUAUUAUAACACAUACAUUUUUAGUGAUAAAUAUUUUUACUUUUGAUAAAAUUCCAAAAUAAGAUAAUACUUAAAUAUGGUUCAAUUAUAAUUAAUUAUUGUUUUUUUUUAAAGAUUUCUAAUAACUAAAUUGGUUGCAUAACAAAUUUUUUAAUUAAAUACAUAAUUACUGUUAAAAUACUAAAAACUAAGAUAACAAAAAUAUAAGAAAUUUUUCAUUUAACUUAGAAUAAAAGUUAACAAGUUUUGUAUCAAACACAAAUUAAUACCUAAACAUUAUUUUAUUUGUGAAGUGACUUUUUAAAAUUUUUUUAUAUGUCACCACUAUAUUCAGUGAUAAAUAAAAAUAGGAUAUGGCUUAGUAUAAAAAUACGACAUAGCUUCAAUUAUAUAAUGACAUCUACAAAUUUAGUUAUCAAUACUUUUUAGUAAUAUUCCUAUAAUAAGAUAAUGGUUAAAUUUGGAUUAAUGAUAUAUAUAUAUAUAUAAAUAUAUAUAUUUAUAAUAGCUAAAUUUGGUUAAAUACCCGAUAAUAAAUCAAGUAAACAAUUAUUUUUAAAAUUAUAAACAGUAAUAUUAACACAAAUAUAAGAAAUUUAACUGAGGAUAAAAUUUAACAAGUUUUGUAUCAAACAUAAACUAAUCUAAAUUUAUUUAACAUUCAAAAUUUAAUUAUAGUUAAGUGCUUAAAAUGUAUAAUUAUACCCAUAAAUCAUCAUAGGUAGACGAGAUCAAUCGAGUUUCUAUCUUUAAAAUUUUUUUAAAAUGAUACAGUAUAAUAAUUUUUUGUGAUAUCAUCAUAGGAAAUUUCAUGUUUACCAUUUUCAUGAUACCAUUGUUCAUCUUUACCAUCUUCCAUUACUAAAUGAACAUUUUCAAAAAUAACUUCUUUAUUGUUAGGGAAUUUUUAUGUAGGAUUUUUGUAAGUACUAUGGAACAAUAGAAGAGCGAGAACAAAUAUAAGAAAUCGAGACUAAAAGAUGUUUUAUUGACAAAUUGAGCAGGAACUACAACGGUUGGUGUAUAAACCCUAGUUCUAGCCGUUUAGCUUUAAUUUCUUUGUUUAUGAAUGUCGAUCUUUUAUUCUAGGGUAUGGGCUCCCCUUAUAUAGUCGUAGAGAAGUAGGUUGAACAUGUCAGACUCUUCCAUAUAUAUAUUUAAGAAUCACUCUUAGUAGAAAACUUCCAUUUUACCCGGAGGCAGGUCCGGAAACAGGGGUAGGAGCCCGUUUCUCAUAUCGAAGGAGUCUGGAGGCCGGUAUCCUGCCCGAGGCCUGGAGAAUAGUAAUACUGGAGUAUUUUUCUCCAACAUUCAUUACACGACAAAAAACUCUUUAUACUUGUUCUCUAUAUAUAUAAUAAAUAAUUAUUUAAACAAAUAAAAGUAAAAUAAAAAUAAACAUAUAUUAUGUUUUCAGAUUAUAUUUUUUCAAAUUCAAACUUUUUUAUAAUUGUUUUUUGAUUUUUCUUUUUCAAAAUUAUUUUUUGAAAAUCGAAAAUUAUGUUUGAAACUAUAUUUUUUUUUUAAUAUUUAAGUAUUUAUUAGAAUAUUAAAUUUCGCAUUUCAAAAACCCGAUCCCAUCUCUCAACUCUAAAUCUAAAGUCUAGAUUAGUUAACACUAGGGGGGGGGUAUAGAAAUUUUUUAUCCUUCGUUAAAAGUGGUGAUGGUAAAAAUGAUUAUUGUAAACCAAAAAGUGGUAUUAUUAAUGUGGUAAUUUCCCUUUUAUCAUAUUGAUUCAUGAAAAGGAUUUCAUGUGUUUAGUAUAUAAAAAUUCAAUUUAAACAAGAAUAAAAUUUAACAAAUUUUGUAAAAAUAUCUAUAUUUUAUCAAAAUUAUAAUAAUUCAUUAUUUUAACAAUACAGAAAUUAAGAAAACUUUGAUUAAAAUUUAAAACUAUAUUAUAUUUAAAUAUAUUUAAUAUGGUUAAUUUCAUAACUAAACGCAUAUUAAGUUUUAAAUUUAAAUUUUAAUUUAUAUUCAAAUUUUAGAUUUUUUUAAAAGAAUGAAAUUUAAAUUUUAAAUACUUCGUACAGUGUAAGAAACCACUGGGUUAGUGUCAAAACAAUCUACAUACGUUACUAAUUCAAAUUUUUCUUUGUUAUCAAUGCAGUGUUAUUGGAUCUGUAGUAGUUAUUAUCGGUUUAUACAUAUUUUUAUGGAGUAAGAGAAAACAAAUAGAUAUCAGUAAAAUCACUAAGUUGCCUACUACUACAGUAAAGGAAGGAAAGGAAGAAGAAGACCAUACAAAUGUUAACAAUUAGGUUGUCUUUUAGUUAUCCCAUGAGUACUUUAUCUACUUUCCUAAACCCUUUUUUUUUGUCCAGAAAGAUCGAUAUGACCUACGAAUCAACUAUGAAGAAGAUAUGAAAGUGGUCAUUUGAUUGUUAUUGAAGUAUAUUAUCGCGUGUGUUGCAGUGUUAACCUUUUGGAUUUUACUUUCCAGUGACUUAAUCUGGAUAUUGUAAUUUUUAUAAAAAAAUUAAUAUUUCUUUGGACAAUUUUCAA